This is a messenger RNA of Phaeodactylum tricornutum CCAP 1055/1, 1161 nucleotides long. RefSeq lists its product with no specific name. Gene Ontology annotation, molecular function: sequence-specific DNA binding; DNA-binding transcription factor activity. Gene Ontology annotation, biological process: regulation of DNA-templated transcription. The record is from RefSeq and is a predicted model, not a curated record. The coding region runs from base 186 to 1043 and encodes 285 amino acids. Lineage: Eukaryota; Bacillariophyta; Bacillariophyceae; Surirellales; Neidiaceae. The transcript has 2 exons.
CGGAAUUGAAAACGCACAACCUGCGAUUUUUACCGAUUCGGCUCCCGUCAUGGCCCUUCCCACUGGCAACCAAGAACGCGACGCUCUACGCCGUGCUCUUCAUGCAUCCUUGCACGACGUUCUUCACGAUGUUGGAUUUGAUGUCCAGAAUCAAGCUCGGACCGUGAUGGACCCGGAGCCUUACCAUGCCUCCCAAUGGCAUGCGAUCCAUGAUGCACUUUACCGGAACCGCUGGUGAUCUGCUAUUUUCCGCUGCUUCCGCUGCCGAAUCUAGGCUUUACGAUCAAGUUCGUACGGCUCUACUUCAACGCCAGAUACUGGCUCGAGAGAAUGAACGCCUGGCUCUCGAAGAGCAGUAUUUGCAUAUGCUCCGCAGUGGUAUUCAGAACAAGAACAAGGGAUAUUCUAUGGGGUCUCCCGUUUCCCUGGGCUUCCUUGCUGCUCAGAUGCCACAUCAAGCAACGGCUCCUACCAUGCCUCCACCCACGAAGAACGGUAUCAAAGCUUUGGAGGCGCUUGGUAGUAGCCUUCGCAGCAAGACCGAUCCGUAUAUUGAUGUUUCUGCGGUCGAAGAUCCAGAUGCGGACGACUCUAACCUUCGUCGUACUCGCGGUGGAGUAUCGGAGCCCUUCCCGGAGAAACUUCACCGAAUGCUGGACGAAGCGGAGGAACGCGGUCAGACGGACAUUGUCUCCUUCUACUCGCACGGCCGUGCUUUUGGAGUACACGAUAUCGACCGUUUCGUGUCCGAAAUUAUGCCGAAAUACUUCAAGCAGAGCAAAUGGAACAGCUUUGCUCGUCAGUUGAAUCUGUACGGUUUUGUGCGUAUCUCGUCCGGUCCAGACGCUGGUGGCUACUACCAUGAGCUUUUCCUGAAGGGUCGCCCGAAUCUUUCAUUCCAUAUGCGACGAGUCGGUGUUCCUCAGGGUGAAGAUCGUCGCAAGUACAAGGUCAAGAGCUCAUUAGUGGAACCCGACUUUUACUCCAUGAAGCCUGUUGUGGCACAAACCAUGAAUCAUCCAGUGACAAGCGCCUCCCGAUAGAUUCCGCUGGGGAAAAGACUGCAAAUCGCAAUGCAAGCGUUUGUCUUUGGGGUAUAAAAGAAGAUAUCAGCGUGCUUAUCAAUAACUUAACUUACAGUAUAGUCUUUCUUAUAAGCUC